This is a messenger RNA of Bactrocera dorsalis (oriental fruit fly), 1339 nucleotides long. Its product is annotated as mucin-2. Lineage: Eukaryota; Metazoa; Arthropoda; Insecta; Diptera; Tephritidae. The record is from RefSeq and is a predicted model, not a curated record. Bases 1 to 1290 code for a protein of 429 amino acids. The transcript is spliced from 2 exons.
AUGAAUAUCAUUAUCGCCGUUAUUAUAGGAGCUCUUUUGCAGUGCUGUAUUGCUCAGACGGAGGAUAGACUAACUGCAAAUGAAACUUCAGUAACACGAGACUCCUUACUGGGUGCCAUUGCAUCAGCCGAUUUGCAACUGAAACGGGAUCUCGAAAUAAGUAGACCAACUACAAACGUUUGGCAAGAGAGGGAACUGGUUAUAACUGCACCACCUGUGGAAAUCAAGCAGGAACCAUUCCCAACUACCAGACCAGUAGAAGCCAAGAUGAAAUUGGUCACAACUACAACCCCAAUAGAUACCGAAUUGGACAUAUUUUCAACUACACCGUCAAUAAGAACCAAGUGGAAACUGGGUCCAACUACCACACCAAAAAGUAACAAGUUGGAAUUGGUUAUAACCAGACCGCCAUUAGAAACCAAGAGGGAAUUAAUUGCAAUUACAACACCCAUAGCUAGCAUGAACGAACUAGUCCCAACUUUACUGUCUCUUAAAGUUGAGGGGCAACUGGUCAGAGCUACAACACCAGUAGCUACCAGGAGGGAACUGGUCCCUACUAUAACAACAAUAAGUACCAGGUGGUUACUGGUCCCAACUGCAACUCCACAAGGUUCCAGGAGGGAACUGUACCAAACUACAACACCAAUAAGUACCAAGUGGGAACUGGUCCCAACUACAACUUCAAUAGGCUCUAGUAGAGAACUGGGCCAAACUACACCGACACUGGAAACAAAUAGGCAGUUGAGCACAACUACAACUCCAAUAGGUAUCAAGAAGGAACAAAUCCCAACUACAACUCCAAUAGGCAACAAUUUGGAGUUGGUCAUAACUAGACCACCAACAGAGACCAAUAAGGAAUUGUUCUCAACUACAACGCCAAUAGAUAUUAAAAGGCAGCAGGUCUCAACUACUACACCAAAAGAGGUCAGGCGACAAUUGAUCCCAAUUACAUCAGUAUCAGAAACCAAAGCGGAACAUGUGAGAACUACAACACCAAUGGAAACCAUGAAAAAACUGGUCAGAACUACAACACUUGUCGGAACCAUGGAGGAACAGAUUUUUGCUACAACACCUAUAGGAACCAAGAAAGACCUUGUAACAACAACACCAUUGAGCCGAAUCACAGAUUCUUUAUCUCCUGUCAUAACAACAAUAUUGACGCCUACAACAUCUAUUCCCGACCUCGCUAAAAAGCCUAAAAAAUUACGCAAAUACCCGAAGUACAGGGUUAAGGCGAGGCGACGUCGUACUACAACAAAGCAACCCUUCCAUAUCACCAAAACAAGCUGAGCAUUGUUAUCCACGUUCGAACUGCCAAUUUCUUCUGUUUUCGAGCUCA